Messenger RNA from Morus notabilis, 2136 nucleotides. RefSeq lists its product as uncharacterized. The transcript is spliced from 11 exons. The record is from RefSeq and is a predicted model, not a curated record. NCBI's taxonomy places the organism in Eukaryota, Viridiplantae, Streptophyta, Magnoliopsida, Rosales, Moraceae. The coding region runs from base 1 to 2136 and encodes 711 amino acids.
AUGGCAACAAGAUCAAUAAAACAUCUAUCCUCCAUCGCCAACGACGUCGUUCAAAGAUGCGCCUUGAAACUGGGGAGUUCUGUGGAGAAAUUGGUGGAGGAGUUUGAAGGUUUAGUUUGGAAGGUCGAGGACAGUAAUAUUAAUGGCGGGAGUUAUUCGAGGAAGUUUGUGGAAUUUUGUAGCGCCGAGGCUGUGAAGGAGUUUUGCCAAAAAGUAGAAGAGAAGAUUGAAGAUGGUUCCUUUAGCCGCUUCACCUUCGAUAUCAUGCUUGCCUGGCAAAUGCCCACCUCCGCCGAGGAAGACUGUCGUACGGAAAACGUGGCUAAGGAAAGAGAAGAUAGGAAGAGACCUCCAAAAGCAACAUCGGAAGAAGACGAUGACAUCCCUCUUUUCUAUUCAGACAUCCUGCCUCUUCUUGUAGAUAAUGAGCCAAGUGCUGGAGAAGAUGCGUAUGUAUGGUUAGCAUCGUUGGUUCCGCUUGUUGCAGAUGUUGUUAACGGGAGAUUUACCUUCGAAACUCUUACCGCACCUACAAGAAACCGACUUCAUUUUCCUGCUUAUGACAAAUUUCUAAAGGAAAUUGACAAGUCCAUAAAACACUUGCAAAAUCAAGCGCCACCAAAAGGUGUGGAGCUAGGUGAUGACGAAUUCAUAUUGCAUGUCGAGGGAACUGCUAGCUCGCAACGAGUAGUACGCCACAUUGGCGGGACAAGUUGGCCUGGUAGACUUACAUUAACCAACUAUGCUCUUUACUUUGAGGCCUCCGGGGUGCUAACAUAUGAAGAUGCACUAAAAAUAGACUUCUCAAAGGACAACGAGCAGAGUGUGAAACCAGCGGCUACAGGACCUUGGGGUGCCCCGCUUUUCGACAAGGCCAUUUUCUAUGAAUCAUCUGAGUUACCUGAGGGAAUUGUACUGGAGUUUCCAGAGCUAACAAGCUCCACAAGACGCGAUCAUUGGCUUGCACUGACGAAGGAGAUCCUGCUUUUGCACCGGUUUUUAUCCGCAUAUGACGUGAAAUGCCCGAUCCAAGCAUGGGAGAUGCACGGGAGGACAAUACUUGGUGUAUUGAGACUCCACGCAGCAAGAGAAAUGCUAAGGAUAUCACCUCCCGAGCCAACAAAGUUCUUAAUUUUUGCUUUGUUCGAUGAAAUUGCAAAAGGAGAUUACGUACUCGAGAAGCUUGCCGAGAGUCUUCAGAAGGUGAAUAGCGGACAUCCAUGCAGUGCUAGCGCAACUCUUAGGCGGAUGAAUGUAAGAAAAGCAAUUGUCUCGAGUGCGGAAGUAGAAGAAGUUGGCAAAGAAUGUUUAGGAGGUCCAGUUGGCAACAUCUCAUCAUUGGAAAGUGCCAUAAAUGAAGCUAGAGAGGAAGAAAAGGAAAUUGUUGUUGCCAAAGCUACCACAGAAGAAUUGAAAGAAGAAGGAAUAACCGAUAGCACCUUUGUCUUGAUAGAGCUACUAAAGCCAGUACUCAAAACUGUCUUGCCUUGGUUUCAACAAGUCCUUAUGUGGGAAAGACCGGCAACUACCCUUCUCGUGAUUGCUGCAUCUUUGAUAAUUGCCUACAAGGAGUGGGUUGGAAAGGGUACAGCGGGUUUCUUGUUUUGGGUGGUAGCGAAAAUGAUUUCGGCAAGAAAGAAAAGAAUGAGUGAGAAGUGCAAUGAGAUAGUGGUUUGUAAAGCUUCCGACCAGAGCACGAUGGAAAGCAUGGUAUCGGCUCAACAUGGGCUGCGAACAGUUUAUGAGUUGGUGCAGACGGCAAACAUAGCGCUAUUGAAGAUAUGGUCAAUAUUUAUCUCAAAGGCACGCAAGCAUGCAAAUAUGGUGAUGAUGGCGCUAUGUGGGCUGGCUAUAAUAAUAGCAGCGAUUCCGACGAAAUAUAUUAUAAUGGGCGCCAUAUUGUAUUUGUUCGCCAUGACAUCAAAAGUAGGCCAGAACUUGGGAAGCAGCCAAGGUAACAGACGAUUCAAAGAAUGGUGGGAAUCAAUUCCAGUGAUUCCGGUCAUGCAUGCGAAAAGAAAACAACAAUAUCAAUAUCCGACGCAAAAUAAUAUGCAUGUCGAGCAUACUCUUGAUGAGGAAACCACGGCUAAUGACUUUGGCGGAAUUUCAGGAGCAAAAAAUGGUGGCAACUAA